AGAGGAGAGCAACGACACAGCGCCACGAACUUCAAAUACUCCUUCCUCAUACCAUGGCGACUCAAGUAGCAAGCAGCAAUGCCGGAAAUGCGGCAUUCAGGGACAAGGAAAAGCCCAGAGCUGUUCGGACAGCAAAUAUUCUUGCGGCCAGAGCUGUUGCCGAUGCUAUUCGAACCUCCCUAGGUCCCAAGGGCAUGGACAAGAUGAUCCAAACCGGACGCGGUGAAACCAUAAUUACCAACGACGGCGCCACUAUGCUCAAGCAAAUGAGCGUGAUGCAUCCCUCCGCAAAGAUGCUCGUAGACCUUGCACAUGCACAGGAUAUCGAAGCGGGAGAUGGCACUACCUCAGUAGUAGUCCUCGCCGGGAGCCUUCUUGCGGCCGCAGAGCGGUUACUAUCGAAAGGACUGCACCCUACAGUCAUAUCAGAAGCAUUCCAGCGCGCUGCGGCGGCAGCAAUACAUAUCCUGGAUGACAUAUCCAUCCCUGUCUCCCUCUCCGAUCGAUCUGCUCUCCUCAAGGCCGCUUCCACUUCUCUCUCCUCGAAAAUCGUUGCGCAAGAGGCCAAACUACCCAUAAUGGCCGUAGACUCUGUGCUCAAAGUCAUCGACCCCAAGACCGCAGACAAUGUAGACUUGAAGAGCAUAAGGAUUCUAAAGAAGCCGGGCGGAACGAUCGAGGACAGCGAGAUGGUAGAUGGUCUGGUGCUAAACCAGCAAGUGGUCAAGAGCGGCGGAGGACCAACGCGGAUCGAGAAGGCCAAGAUUGGCCUGAUACAAUUCCAGCUCAGCCCACCAAAGCCCGACAUGGAAAACCAGAUUGUCGUGAACGACUACCGGCAGAUGGACAAAAUCUUGAAGGAGGAGCGAACGUAUUUGCUAAACAUGGUUAAGAAAAUCAAGAAGGCGAAGUGCAAUGUUCUGUUCAUCCAGAAAUCGAUCCUGCGGGACGCUGUCAAUGACCUAAGUCUUCAUUUCUUGGCCAAGCUGGGCAUACUCUGCGUCAAGGACAUUGAGCGGGACGAGAUCGAGUUCAUUUGCCGAAGCACCGGCUGCAAGCCAAUCGCCGACAUCGACUCCUUCACCGAAGACAAACUCGGCUCCGCUGACCUGAUCGAGGAAGUCCAAGCCAACGGUGCCCGCAUCGUCAAGGUCACUGGGGUCAAGAACUCCGAAAAAACCGUGUCUAUCAUCUGCCGUGGUGCCAACAGCCUCAUCCUCGAGGAGACCGAGCGCUCUCUCCACGACGCCCACUGCGUUAUCCGCUGCCUCGUCAAGAAGCGCGGCCUCCUCCCCGGUGGCGGCGCUCCCGAGAUCGAGAUCGCGCAUCAACUCUCCAAGCAGGCGCGUGAGCUUACCGGCACCGAGUCCAUUUGCUGGAAGGCGUUCGCGGAUGCCAUGGAGGUGAUCCCGACCACGCUGGCUGAGAACGCUGGUCUGAAUUCCAUCAGAGUCGUGACGGAGCUCAGGCACAGGCAUGGCCAGGGCCAGCAGAACGCCGGCGUUAGCAUCAAGAGCGGUGGUGUUAAGAAUGAUAUGGCCGAGGAAAACGUGCUACAGCCGCUGUUAGUCAGCACAAGUGCGAUUGAGUUGGCUGCGGAGACAGUCAAGAUGAUCCUGAGGAUCGACGAUAUCGCUUUGUCGAGGUAGGCGGUGUAGGGUAAAAUAGGAGGCUGGAGUAGGUGUCCUAGACUCGAAGGCAAAAUACCAUGGUUGUGAAAAUAAUACAAUCAAUGAAUGAGAAUAACACAAUCCAAAUGUGCAUGUCGUCAGAUUGUCGAGAUCUUUAGGAGAGGCCUUAAGCCCGUGAGCUGUGAGCACACUUGAAUACUACUCUCUCAAGAUCC
This is a messenger RNA of Mytilinidion resinicola, 1846 nucleotides long. RefSeq names its product T-complex protein 1. Gene Ontology annotation, biological process: protein folding. The transcript is spliced from 3 exons. Gene Ontology annotation, cellular component: chaperonin-containing T-complex. Bases 54 to 1649 code for a protein of 531 amino acids. The record is from RefSeq and is a predicted model, not a curated record. Gene Ontology annotation, molecular function: ATP binding; ATP hydrolysis activity; ATP-dependent protein folding chaperone. NCBI's taxonomy places the organism in Eukaryota, Fungi, Ascomycota, Dothideomycetes, Mytilinidiales, Mytilinidiaceae.